UUGCAAUCCAUCAUCUUUCUUUAAUUUAUUCCAAGAUUUUUAUUCAGGUGAUUAUGUAAAGAUGGAGAUGGUUAAUAUUCAUAUUGGGCAAUUGCUUGGAAAUCUUACUGGAGAUAUGAGUCAUAUGAUGACAACAAUAAUACCAAAAGACACUCUUAAAUGGAGGAUAAAGCUACUUGAAUCAGCUGCUGCCUAUGCUAAUUCCCGUUUACAUGCUAUUACAGCUCAAGUACUAGUUCUUGCUAGUGGCAAGGAUAAGCUCUUACCCAGUAAAAACGAGGCUCAUAGGCUUUCAGGAUUACUGAAGCACUGCAACAUACGUGUGUUUGAGGAAAAUGGACAUGCAAUCUUAUUGGAGAGUGGUGUUAACGUGUUAUCCACUAUUAAAGCUUCUCAGAUGUAUCGACAUUCUUCAAAGUUUGAUAUUUUUAGAGACUUUUUGCCUCCAAGUAUGACAGAGUUCAAAACCUUACCAAUGGAGGCUUGGUGGUUUCGGGUUUUCAUGGGUGCAGCAAUGUUCUCAACAAUGGAGGAUGGAAAGAUAGUGAGAGGUCUUGCAGGGAUUCCAGAUGAAGGGCCUGUAUUAAUAGUUGGUAAUCAUAUGCUUUGGGGAUUUGAUUAUUUUGUACUUGUCUCAGAGUUCAUAAGAGAAAAGAAAUCAGUGCUUCAUGGUUUAGCCCAUCCGGAGAUUUUCCAAUUAGGUGUUGAAUAUGAACAUAUUCUGAUGCCAUGUGUUGAUAUAAUGAAGCUGUUUGGUGGAAUUCCAGUUUCUGGAAGAAAUUUGUUCAAAUUGUUAGAAAGAAAGUCGUACGCGUUACUUUAUCCUGGUGGUGCAAGGGAGGUUUUUCAUCGUAAGGGUGAAGCUUACAAAUUAUUUUGGCCUGAAAAACAAGAAUUUGUAAGAAUGGCAGUGAAGUUUGGAGCCACCAUUAUCCCAUUAGGAUUUGUUGGGGAAGAUGACAUAUUAGAACUAAUCAUCGAUUACAACGACAUGAAAAGAAUCCCUUUCCUCGACCAAUUGAUGAAUGAAUUCAAUGAAGGGAGAAUAAACUUGAGGGAGGGGAUGAGUGGAGAGAUUGCUAAGCAACCUUUUCAUACUCCUGUAGUUUUACCAAAACUACCAGAUAAAAUGUGA
Lactuca saligna is the source of this 1135-nucleotide messenger RNA. The record is from the annotation of a GenBank genome assembly. NCBI's taxonomy places the organism in Eukaryota, Viridiplantae, Streptophyta, Magnoliopsida, Asterales, Asteraceae.